Cryptococcus deneoformans JEC21 is the source of this 1138-nucleotide messenger RNA. RefSeq lists its product as hypothetical. The transcript is spliced from 4 exons. NCBI's taxonomy places the organism in Eukaryota, Fungi, Basidiomycota, Tremellomycetes, Tremellales, Cryptococcaceae. The record is from RefSeq and is a predicted model, not a curated record. Bases 116 to 1000 code for a protein of 294 amino acids.
ACAUCCGGUAAUGGCUCCACCUCCGACUCUGUCCAUGCAGGGUAGCGAUGGAUGAAGGGAGAUAUAAAGAGGGCAUGUAUGCAGAACUCGAUGGUUGCUUUCCUACAGGCGAACGAUGAAGAUGUUACUCAUCCCACCAGGGCUUGCACCAAUUCCUGAGAAUGACAACGACGACUUCACAUUCCUCAGUGCUUCCAGUAGUCCUUCCGAUACACCGCCUCUAACCCCUCUCGCCACUCCCCAUGGUAGCCCGAAUAGUAUGUCCUUGGCGAGUGGAAACGAUAUAGAGAUGGUAGCAAGCGAUGGGAUCAAGUUCUACACAAGCUCAGUACUUCUGCAAGGUGCUAGCCCCGUCUUUGCUACAAUGACAAGACCUUCCAAAUUGGGCUUACCAUCAAUAAUCUAUUUCGCCGACUCCCAUCUCGAAGCCUCCGCCACAAUAACCCUUUUCCUCCACUUAUUGUCUUCUCAGUCCUUCUCAUCAUUACCGACACCAACGGCCCAGUCAUUCAGCCAUUACGAAACACUCAUCUCGUUCCUCAAGAAAUUCCAAUGCGAUGGAGCCUUACUAGAGGAGCUGGGUAGAAUGUUGAGAGUCUGGUUGGAAGAGGGCUGUAUCUCUGCAAGCAGAAUCUUCAAAGCAGGAUGUAUGAUGGGUGAUGAGGAGCUAUGUAAAUUCGCGGUUCAAGCGGGCAAUGAAUGGACAUGGAUUGGAGCAAGUCGGAGUGGUUCUUCUCCAUAUCUUCCAGGCUGUAAAAAGCGAAAGCUCAGCUCGUCAGGCUCCGAGUUUGACUUACACGAGGAUGGGAUUUUUGGCGCUCCUGCAUUGGAUAUUUCCGCCAUGCCGUAUUCAUUCUUUAGGUCUCUUCCUGAUACGCACAAGUUUGCACUGCUGAGAGCUACAAGGAAUAUAGUGGGUCCUUUGGUAGUGCUUGAUCGUUGUAACUGGGACAAAGUUGCAGAAGAAUUUGAGAAGAUUUUGAGUGAUGUGAAACGUUGACGCGUAUUAAAGGCCACCUGAGAAAUAUUCAGAUUAUUGUUGCGCUUGUAUGAUCGAUCUGACACUCCCGUCGCAUGUUUUUAACUUUUGUAUCGUUGCUGGCAAAUGUAGUAAUACAUAUGGAUACAUAUAUAUGAC